Messenger RNA from Egretta garzetta (little egret), 2990 nucleotides. It is a transcript of the gene MSH5, whose product is annotated as mutS homolog 5. The coding region runs from base 1 to 2388 and encodes 795 amino acids. The record is from RefSeq and is a predicted model, not a curated record. Gene Ontology annotation, biological process: chiasma assembly; mismatch repair. Gene Ontology annotation, cellular component: nucleus. NCBI's taxonomy places the organism in Eukaryota, Metazoa, Chordata, Aves, Pelecaniformes, Ardeidae. Gene Ontology annotation, molecular function: mismatched DNA binding; ATP binding; ATP-dependent DNA damage sensor activity. The transcript has a single exon.
AUGAGUGCCGCAGCAGCCACGAGUUGUGCCUUGCCACCACCACUUGGGCCUGAACAAGAGGACCAAGAGUGCUCAGAGACACACAUGUCUGUUUUGUGGUAUGCCGGGCAGCUUGCAGUUACUUACUAUGAUACAGAAGAUUGCUCAGUCUACUUCAUGCCUGACAUACCUGAUAAUGAAGACCUCAAGCUACUGCAUAAAGUGAUUAGGGAAGUUAAUCCUCAGUGCAUAGUGACCAGUGCAAAACAGGACCAGAAUAUUGCCAGAUUCCUGACCAGCCUAACAGCUACUGCUGGUGAUAAAGAUACAGGAAAACCAGAAAUUGUCCUGUUUCCUAAUAUAGAUUUUGGCCUAGAAGUCAGCAAGCAGCGGAUCUUAUCUCGGCAAUUUCCAUUUAUCCCAUCUCAUAUGACUGCAACAGAGAAAAUUCUCUACUUGUCCUCAAUCAUCCCUUUUGAGAGCCCACUCAUGAUACGAGCCCUAGGGGGACUCCUUAAGUUCCUAGACAGGAGAAGGGUUGGAGUUGAGCUCGAAGAAAGCACUAUUGCAGUUCCUAUUUUGGCCUUUAAAAAGUUUGUGCUGUCAGAUAUUGUGAAUAUAGACGAAGACACUUACUGUGUCCUGCAGAUAUUUAAAAGUGAUAUCCAUCCUUCUGUGUACAAGCUGUCGAGUGGAUUAAAAGAAGGAUUCAGUUUAUAUGGGAUUUUAAAUCGCUGCAGGUGCAAAUGGGGAGAAAAACUGCUGAGGCUGUGGCUCACACGACCUACUCGGAACUUCACAGAGCUGAACAAACGGCUGGAUGUCAUCCACUUCUUCCUGCUGGCUCAGAACCAUGAAACAGUCCUCACUCUUCAAGGUUGCCUCAAGAAUAUUAAAAAUGUGCCUCUUAUUCUGAAGAGAAUGCCUCUUUCCCACACAAAAGUUAGUGACUGGCAAGCACUCUAUAAGACAGUGUACAGUGCAGUGUGCCUUAGAGACACAUGUCGUUCUCUGCCCAACACUAUUGAACUCUUUCAGACUAUUUCACGUGUCUUCACUGAUGAUCUGCAGUACAUUGCUAGUCUGAUCAGCAAAGUGGUGGACUUUGAAGGCAGCGCCUCAGAGAACCGCUUCACUGUUAGACCCAACGUGGACCCUGCCAUCGAUGAAAAGAAACGUAAGCUAAUGGGGCUUUCAGACUUCCUUACAGAAGUGGCACGAAAAGAACUGGAGGCCUUGGACAAUCAUAUUCCCUCCUGUUGCGUGAUCUACAUUCCUUUGAUUGGGUUCCUUCUCUCCAUUCCACGGCUACCAACUAUGGUGGAUAAGAGCGACUUUGAAAUUGAAGGCUUGGACUUCAUGUUCUUGUCAGAGGAUAAACUGCACUACCGAAGUGCUAGAACUAAGGAGCUAGACAGCCUGCUGGGUGACUUGCACUGUGAGAUCAGAGAUCAGGAAACACUUAUCAUGCACCAGCUGCAGACAAAGAUCUUGGAGAAGUCUGAAGUGCUCAACAGUGUGAUUGAGUAUACUGCACACCUAGAUGUGCUACUAGCUUUGGCAGUGAUGGCCCGGGAGAAUGCCUACUGCCGGCCACGCUUUACUCACCGCCAUGGCUUCCACAUCAAGGAUGGAAGACAUCCACUCAUGGAACUAUGUGCAAAGACUUUUGUGGCCAAUCCUGUGAACAGUGGCGAGGCUACCAGACGAAUAAAGAUCAUCACAGGGCCCAACUCAUCUGGAAAGAGCGUCUACUUAAAGCAAGUAGGUCUUAUAGUAUUCAUGGCUUUAAUUGGCAGUUACGUCCCUGCAGCAGAGGCAGAGAUUGGAGUAGUUGAUGGGAUUUACACAAGAAUCCACAGUAGGGAAUCAGUUUCUGUAGGGCUCUCCACUUUCAUGAUUGAUCUUAACCAGGUUGCCAAGGCAGUGAACAAUGCCACAGAGAGGUCCUUGGUACUUAUUGAUGAGUUUGGUAAGGGGACCAACACCCUGGACGGCCUGUCCCUUCUGGCUGCUGUCCUGAGGUACUGGAUCAGUCAAGGAACACGGUGUCCGCAGGUUUUUGUCUCCACUAAUUUUCACAGUUUAAUGCAGCUAGAACUCCUGCCUGACACACCUCUUCUGGAGUGCCUGACCAUGGAGACCCACCAAGAUGGAGAUGAGUUGAUAUUUUUCUAUCAGAUCAAACAGGGCAGGUCCACUGUUAGUGAAAGAGGAGUGGAAGUGUCAGAACUGAUUCGCAAUGGAAAAGCUAUCAAACGUAUUGAUCAUCCUUCAAAAGGGGAUCGGAUGGAAAAAUGCAAGUCUGUUGUGGAAAAGUUUCUUCGCCUAGACCUUGAUGAUCCCCAUGUGGACUUACAAGAGUUCAUGUGUAAAGAGGUGCUGCCUUCUGCAGCCUCAGUCCUCUAACAGGGGUAUGUGUAAAAGCACAGAUUACAUCAUACCUACCAUGUUCAGAAGGAGAGUCUGGCAAUUUAGAGAAUGAUCACUACAACUAACACCCCACACUGCAUUUAGCUUGUAACAAACCAUCUAUAUUUAGGUCCUUUCUUCUUCUUCUUCUUGUUUAAAACAAGUACUAGAGUUACAUAUCUCUGCAAUAUGAUAAUGAAAGCAGGAAGACUGAAAGAAGAGAAUUCCAGAACCUCUUUCAGCUGUUGGGUCACCCAGUUUUGUGCAUUUUCUGCCCCUGUUGUUAGACCUUCAGAUUAAAAAAAUAUUGUAGAAAAGUCACAAAACAUUUCGGCUAGUCUCAUAAGACAGUGAAAGCAAAGUAUUGUUUUGUAUUGUGCCAAAGUGAUAGUUUCAGACAUUUUAGGAUCAGCAUCAAAGAUUCCAGGUAAGUAUGUGCCUCAGACUUCCAUAUCAGCAAGUAACAGUUGUCACAAUACAAACCACUGACGUAGAGGCUGAUAAAUGGAAAUACAGAGGGAUUUAAUGAGUUCUGAGGCUUUUCUUAUACCAGAACUUCUGUCCAAAAUGCCAGAGAUCUCAGGAGUUAUUAUAAAAAC